UUGACACGUGACGUAUUAUUAUUGCUUUUUUAAGGCAUCUGUUGCUGAAUGAGUUAAAUAAGCCGAUGAGGUGUGUAAUUUAGUUUCGUAGUGAAUUACUAGCUGUCAAUUUGUUUCCUUAUUAUGAUAAGUUUGAUCAAAAUAUUAUAAUCGUGUUUGAAAAUUAUAUUAUUACCUACUUAGGCAUUAUAUCUAAGAGAAAAUAUGGAUAAAUUAAAGAAAGCACUAAGUGGUGAUGAUGUGGAUGAAGAAUCUGGAAUUAUGCAUCAGGUUAUGGAUGCAUCUACAUUUAGUUGGAGUACUAGAAUUAAAGGCUUUAUCAUUUGCUUUAUUUUAGGAUUUGUGUUUUCUAUUGUGGGUUCAGCCUGUGCAACAAUACCAGGAAAAGGACUUGUACUGUUUGGGAUAUUUUAUUCUUUGGGAAAUAUAACAGCAUUAUCUAGCACUAUGUUCUUGAUGGGACCUUGUAAUCAGUUACAAAAAAUGUUUGCACCAACAAGAAUUUUAGCAACAAUAUCAGUUUUGGGAUUUCUAGCUCUAACACUAUGUGCAGCCUUUUGGUGGCAUAAAAAUGGACUCGUUAUACUAUUUUGUAUUUUCCAAUUUUUUGCAAUGACUUGGUAUUCAAUUUCAUACAUACCUUAUGCACGGAAUGCCGUGCUCAAGUGCUUUGAAUCGUGUUUGUCAUAAAAGUGGUAUUCUAAUACAAUUUGUAUAUAUUUGUAAUACAAAUUUUUUAAUAAGGCUUGCCUUUUUUGCAUAGAAAUCAUCAAAAUUACUAAUUAUACAUGUAAACAUAUUUUACUAUUUAUAUAUUUCAAAUCAUAUUGUAUGGAUCAUUCAUUCUUUGUUGAAUUGCAAAAUAAAUAAAGCUUCUGUUUUGUUUUUAAGGCAUUCUGUCAUAUACUUUUGAGCUUCUGGGAUUAUUAAUUAGAUUUAUUAAAUAAAGUGCUGUUUGUGUUGUAUUAUGCAUGUCACUUGAGUAUUUUGCUUAAAUGCGUAAAGUCAAUCAAUAUGGUCUAAUGAUGUCUUUAUAAAUUUAGCUAGAUUAUAUUGCCGCAAGACUUCUUCUUUCUUGAUAAUUUUUUCCCCAGUGGAACUAAAUUGAGUUUAAAAAAUUGUUUAUAAAAAUGGCUUAUAAUAAUUCUGAAUGUAUAGUUUUGAAGCUAAAAAAGCUAUAUAUUUUUGCGUGAAAAAAAUGUAUGAGCUGUCAUAAAAAUGCUUCACCAUUUUUCAACUUUUAAAAAACUUUUUCUAUGAGAAUUUUGCUAAGAAAUGUGUCUAUAUUUAAAAGUUAUAUGAAGUUUUUUAAGAAACAUAAGAAAAGUUUCAAAUGUGAUAAAUUUUUAGAAAUUCUUGCUAGUGCCUUAUAUAGCAAUGUUCAUUUAUAUUCAAAAUUCAUAUUUGAUCUUGAAAACAAAACAAAAAAAAAACUUAGCCACAGUAUUAAGAUUAUUGCCAAAUUUUUGGUUUCUAUUGUGAUCUGCAUCAUGCUUUAUAGUUUUAUUUUUUAAAAAUGAUUAUUGAAAAAAUAAUAUAAUUAGAUUUGUUUAAAUAGUAAUAGUUCAUUCAAUCUUGUGCAACCAUUUAAAGAAAGCAAACAGUUCAGUCAUAUUAUUCUAUAGUUUGGGACCCCAAAUAUGUAAUCCUCAAGAACAGGGAACACUGAUAUAUAUAAUCCUGAUUUUAGUAAGAAUGUAAAAUUAUAACUUGACAACGUCUGCAAUAAAAGAAAUGUAAUUUGUUAAUAAAUUAGAAUAUAUAUUUAAUAUUUUUUCUCCUUUCAUAACAAAAUUAUUUUUAAUAUAUCAGUCAGUUUUUCUUUGAUUCCUGCAAUUUAACGUUAACAGUUCCUAUAUUCUGGUUGUCAGGACUUUCAGAGUUAGAGUCUAUAUUACACUAAGCUUAAAAUAGCAAUAAUAAAAAAUUAUCAUAAAAGUAGUAAUGUUAUAAAUUAAUAUUAAUUCACAGUAUUUAAAAUGUCCCUAAAAUCCUUUUUAAACUGAAAUCAAAUUGAUAUCACAAACAAUAUGAAAAUAUAUUUGCUUUCAUUUGCAACUUGCCUGAGGAACAUGUUAGUCUUGACAACAAAAGUGUUGUAAUAUUAAUAUAUUGAAAAUGAGACAUGAAUCUGGUUCCAAAUUUAAAGUAAAUUUUGAACUGAAUUUGUUCAAUAGUUACAUUAAAAGCUCUUAUAAGUAUAUAUAUAUUAGUUUUAUAAAGGUAAUUUAAAAUUAAGAUACAAUAUUAGGAAAUCUUGUAUAUAUCAGAAUUAUGUGCUAUUUAUGAGCUUAUUUAUUCAAUCAUCUCAAAUAUAUUUAUAUUGUUAAAAUUUCUUUUAUAAAUGUUUUUUAAAUAUGAAAAUUGAAGACUUGUUUGUGUCUUAUAUUUUUACUAUAAAAAUGUUGGAUAUUUGUUGAAGUUAUUCAUGUAUAUUUUUUUACUUGUAAAGAAAAAAAUAUUUCAAAAUAUAUGAAGAUCAAGGGAUUUACGUUCCUCUAAAUUUCAAAACAAAAUUCCUUUCUAAUCAAUACUACCUCACUAGAUUUCCCAUCAUCUUUCCUUAUACUUUUCUUUGUUCUUGCUUAUGCAUAGAAAGGAACCAUAUUUAAUCAGUAUAGUCCAUUUUCACUGUGUAAUAACUUUCAGGUAGAAUCAAUUUUCUAUAUUUUUGAUUUAUAUAAACCUAGUAAUGUUCAAAUUGCACAGGUGGCGAUCCAAUCUCUAUUUUUGUUUAAAAUGGACAUGUUCUUCCCCAUUGAUCUUCAUACAUCAUAAAUUUUUUACGUAAAAAUUUGUUUAUGGCAGUCCUUUUGCAAUUUUAUGUUUAUACAUAAUUGUUAUUCUGUGAAUAGUUGACUAAUAGUGUAAUUCAUCACUUUUUAUUCUUGAUAAACGUCACAAAAUAGUUUUUUCCAGAUAAAAUAUAAUUUAAAAUGGCGUAUGACUGAUCUCUUCGAAUUAGAGUUUAAGUGUAAAUAGAACUGAUAAUUUCCUUUAAAAAGGGUUAAAUUGAUAAGAAAAGAAAGAAACUAUUAUGAUGCUUGAAAAUUUAACCUGAUAGCCUUUGAGCAGCUGUUUAUAAAUUUUUAAAUUUGUGCUAUUCUUAGAUUGAUUUUAUGGUUAACUGACCGAACAUGUUGAAUAAACCUAAUUCUCGCUUUAUUGUAUCACAUUAGUUGUUUCAAAGCUAAUUUUCAAAAAUUUACCUUUCAUUGAACAAAUAAGGUUAAUUGUAAUGUGCUCAGAUACCAUGCAUUAGUACCGGACGAGUCUGAUAAAAAAAUUAAUUAUUUACUCUUUUUUUUUGCAAUAUUUCUAAAUUAGUCUACAAGCCCAGUAACCUGCAAAAAUACUAUAAAAGUCAAAUAAGAUCUGAUUUCAAUUUUUGCUUUUUUUUCCUGAACUAAAGAAAGAAAAUAAGAUGAUGAACACCUUGUGAACACUUUAAAAGUAACAAAAUGUUACAAACCUAAAUUGUAGAAUGAAAUUAUUCCAAUUUAAUGGUCAAAAGAUUGAGCAUUUCUUAUGUUGAAAUGUGUUUUCAGAUGGCUCAUUACUACCUAUGAUGCCAACCAUUUCUUCCUGUAAGCAAUCAGAAAAAUAAAUUUCUCUUUGGGUGCUGGUUCACCAAGAGUUUUUUGGUUUAAAAAAAUCAGUAUUUUUUUUGAAAUUAAGAUCUGCUGCUUUAAUUUUUAUUAACUAUACAUAGUUUGUUGCUUUCAUUGAUUUUUGUUCUUUUUAAAAAAAAUAUUCUGCCCCCUUUUUUUUUGUGUAAAAAACUACUUUCUUAUAAGUUCAAAUUUAUGAAAUGCAUACGUUUUGUAAAUAAUUGUGUAAAAUUUGUUUGUAGUCUUAGAUGAUAUUUAAUAUUGUGACUCCUUUUUUUGGUUAUAUGUCAUAUUUAGCUUUCACUAUUUGAUGUAUGUAUUUUUAUGUAAAUCAUCGCAAAACUUUUUUUUUACAUUACAAUUUGUAUUAUGAUCUGUGCUGUUCUAAUAGUUCUCUAAUAAAUUUCAGACUGUUAUUCAAA
This is a messenger RNA of Parasteatoda tepidariorum (common house spider), 4033 nucleotides long. RefSeq names its product vesicle transport protein SFT2B. Gene Ontology annotation, cellular component: membrane. The record is from RefSeq and is a predicted model, not a curated record. Lineage: Eukaryota; Metazoa; Arthropoda; Arachnida; Araneae; Theridiidae. Gene Ontology annotation, biological process: vesicle-mediated transport.